Messenger RNA from Plodia interpunctella (Indianmeal moth), 1744 nucleotides. RefSeq names its product cytochrome P450 CYP12A2-like. The coding region runs from base 81 to 1601 and encodes 506 amino acids. Gene Ontology annotation, molecular function: iron ion binding; monooxygenase activity; oxidoreductase activity, acting on paired donors, with incorporation or reduction of molecular oxygen. The transcript has 9 exons. The record is from RefSeq and is a predicted model, not a curated record. Lineage: Eukaryota; Metazoa; Arthropoda; Insecta; Lepidoptera; Pyralidae.
AACGCAAGUGAAGCUACACGUUUUCUCUGCUAAGUUCAUAGAUUAUUUUGUUUGAAUUUAGUCAAUAUUACUACAGUACAAUGAAAUAUAAUAAAGCAGUUAUUAACUCUGUAGACUUAGUGAGAAGAUCUACAAAUAUCAGACAUGGCAUUUUACGCACGUAUUCGACAGAGCAGCCCAAACCAUUUGAAUCUAUACCAGGGCUCUCCUCUUUGCCAAUCAUAGGGCCUCUGCACCACUUCCUACCUGUGAUAGGUUCAAUAGGGCUGAAAUCGAAUUUUGUGGAGACUUUUGGAGGGUUGAGCGUUAAAUAUGGCCCAAUGGUGAAACUGGACGGCGUUUUUGCGAGAGCUAGUAUGCUGCUCUUGUUUGACCCGGAACUUUAUGAGCAGGUCUACAGAGCAGAAGAAACGAAUCCUUUGCGGCCUGGGUUUGAAACUUUAACUUAUUACCGGGAAGUAAUGAGGAAAUCUACUUUUAAUGGUGUUUAUGGACUAACAACAGCGCAAGGAGCAGACUGGAGAAACUUCCGGACGAAAGUGAACCCAGUGUUGUUAAAAAUCAAACUUGUGAAAUUAUAUGCGCCAGGUCUGGAACAAAUAGCUGAUGAUAUGGUAGACAGGCUCAUCAGGCUUGACAAAGAGGACGGGUAUUUCAAAGAAAAUUGGGACAAUGAAAUAACCAAAUGGUCUUUGGAGUCAGUGGCUUUCGUCGGUCUGGGUACAAGAUUGGGCUGUUUAAAGGAUGGCUUGGGCGAAGACCAUCCUAGCAGACAACUCAUUAAAUGCGGCAAAGACAUACCAUCUCUGUCGUUCAAAUUGGAAUUUUUUCCGAGUAUGUGGAAAUUAUUACCAUCUCGAACUUAUAAGAAGCUUAUAGAAACCUUGGAUUUGCAAUGGCAGAUAAGCAGUGACUACAUCACCGAGGCUCAAAAGCGGAUAAACGAGCGAGGCUCUGCCGUCCCAGAAGAAGACAAGAGUAUCAUUGAGAAGCUGCUGGCGGUGGACCCGACUGUCGCCAUCAUGAUGGGCAACGAAAUGCUGCUGGCUGGCAUAGACACUGUAUCAUUCACAAUCACAACGCUGCUCUACCAACUCGCCAUAAACCCCGAGAAGCAGGACAAAACCCGGGCGGACGUAUUAUCAGAUGAACCCAACAAGCAUUACCUGCGAGCGUGCCUGAAGGAGUCAUUGCGACUGCUACCAGUCGUGUCGGCCAAUCUGAGGCGAACUUCGAAGGAGCACGUGGUUGGUGGAUACCACGUGCCUAAAGGGAUCGACGUUAUAGCGCCCAACCAAUACUUAUCGAAUUUAGACCAACAUUAUCAACAGGCGAAGGAAUUUCUCCCAGAAAGAUGGAUUGUAGAUAAAAGUGAUCCUUUAUAUUAUGGAAAUACGCAUCCUAUGGUAACCUCUCCCUUCGGAAUGGGGGUGAGAUCCUGCAUAGGGCGCCGGAUAGCAGAGUUGGAGAUCGAGAUUUUGUUGAAGAAGUUGUUGAGUAGGGUCAAAGUGAGCUGGGUAGGGCCACCUUUAAAUAUCAAGUCAACAGUUAUGAAUACACAUGCCAAACCUUAUGGUUUUAAAUUUGAAGCUCUCAAAUAAAAACAAGAAAAAAGAAUAUAUUUAAAAUUUUCAAACUCUGGGCAUUUAAGAACGAUUUUUUUUAUUACCUACCUGAUUCUAAGUUAUCAGAAUUUAAACUGCAACAACAACAAAAAUGAUUAAAAUAAAAUAUGACUUUACAA